This is a messenger RNA of Oncorhynchus nerka (sockeye salmon), 3336 nucleotides long. RefSeq names its product collagen alpha-1(XII) chain-like. The annotation marks the transcript as partial. The transcript has 14 exons. Gene Ontology annotation, molecular function: protein binding. Lineage: Eukaryota; Metazoa; Chordata; Actinopteri; Salmoniformes; Salmonidae. The record is from RefSeq and is a predicted model, not a curated record.
UCCACGCUUGCUGAGUGUCGUAAGAGCUUACGAUAGUAAAGGGAGAGUUGGGAACAGCCCCCUAUUAAGUAGCAGAUUGUAGAGAGUCUUCCCACUUGGAAAAAGGCUUCUGAUCUGUGACCUCCACAAGAGGAGAACUGAGUUUUCGUCUGUGCUUAGAAUAUUGAUUCUCCUCCCGUAAAACUUAUAUCGAUCAUUACCAGAAGGGGCAUAUCCAAAGAGGCUUUACUGUUUUGUAUUCUGAAAUCAAACGAGCGACAGCACAACUUCAUUUCCACAGCCUCAUUCAUGUUCUGCUGAACCAGAGAGAGAAAGAGAGUCAAAAUGAAGAUAAGGCUGUCUCUGGCAGCGGCUGCCUUCCUUGCAGUGCUACUAUCCUCCGUCGAGGCCCAAGUUGAACCACCUUCAGACUUGAGAUUUAAGAUUUUAAAUGAGAACACAGUGCAAAUGACAUGGAAAGCGCCGUUAACACGGAUAGAAGGAUUCAGGAUACAGGUGGCCUCAGACACAGACAAACCAACAAAAGAUUUAACCCUCCCUGCCACAGCCACUAAGACAUCCAUUACAGACCUUACUCCAGACUUGGACUAUGUAGUAACAAUCAUCUCAUACUCUGGCUCAGAGGAAAGUUUGCCCACCUCAGGACAGCUCACAAUCCAAUCAAGUGGCACAGCGCAAGGAGGUCCCAGGAAACCACAGGUCACAGACUCUGUCAAGUGUUCUUACAGUGCUAUCACAGAUCUGGUGUUCCUGGUUGAUGGUUCAUGGAACGUUGGAAGAGACUUUAAAUACAUCCGUAGCUUCAUCUCUGCCAUGGCGGGAGCCUUUGAGAUUGGGGAGGACAAGACCAGGGUAGGUGUGGUCCAGUACCAUACUGAUACCAGGACAGAGUUUAACCUCAACCAGCACAUGAAACGGGGCGAACUUCUCAGAGCCAUCAACACACUACCUUACAUGGGUGGCAACACCAUGACAGGCGAGGCCAUGGACUACCUGCUGAAAAACACAUUCACUGAGGCAAAUGGUGCCAGGAAAGGCUUUCCCAAGGUGGCCAUGAUUAUCACAGAUGGGAAGUCUCAAGACCCUGUGGAGGCGAUCGCCAAGAAACUCAAGAACAUGGGGGUGGAGAUCUUCACGUUGGGGAUCAAAGGAGCAGAUGAUGAGGAGCUGAAACAAAUGGCUUCGACCCCCUACAGGACACACGUAUAUAAAGUCUUCAACUUUGACCUUAUCAAGGAUGUGCAGAAAGAGCUCAUUACCAAUGUGUGCUCGGGGGUGGACGAUCAACUCAACUCACUCGUCAGCGGAGAGGAAGUUAUUGAACCAGCAUCAAACCUCCAAGUUGUGGAGGUGGCCUCCAAGUCUAUGAGGGUGACAUGGGACGCUUCCUUUGGAGAUGUGUCGGGUUACAAGAUCCAGCUGAUCCCCAUGAUGGCCGGCAGCAAGCGCCAGGAGCUGUACGUAAGCCCCGGCCAGACCUCAGCAACAGUUACGGGCCUGUCUCCAGACACAGAGUACCAGAUCAGCCUGUUCGCCCUCAAGGGCCUCACGCCCAGCGAGCCCAUCAUGGCCAUGGAGAAGACUGAGCCAGUCAAGGUGUCCCUUGAAUGUUCUCUUGGAGUGGACGUGCAAGCCGACGUUGUCAUUCUGGUCGACGGCUCAUAUAGUAUCGGACUGUCCAACUUCGCUAAAGUCAGAUCUUUCCUGGAGGUGCUGGUGAACUCCUUUGACAUCGGACCAGACAAGAUUCAGAUCAGCUUGGUUCAGUACAGCAGGGACGCUCACACUGAGUUCUACCUGAACACCCACCGCGAUCUGAGCGCUGUGGUCAAGGCCGUCCGGACAUUCCCCUACCGUGGCGGCUCCACCAACACCGGCCGGGCCAUGACUUACGUCAGGGAGAAGGUCUUCUUGGCCAACCGAGGAUCACGGCCGAACGUGCCCCGCGUCACCAUCCUCAUCACUGAUGGGAAGUCAUCCGACUCCUUCAAGGACCCUGCCACCAAGCUGAAGAAAGCGGACGUGGAGAUCUUUGCCGUGGGCGUGAAGGAUGCCGUGAGAUCUGAGCUGGAAGCCAUUGCUAACGAGCCCGUGGAGACCCAUGUGUACACAGUGGAAGACUUUGAUGCUUUCCAGAGGAUCUCCAAGGAGCUCACCCAGUCCAUCUGCCUGAGGAUCGAGCAGGAGCUCCUCAACAUCAAGAAGAGAAGCUUACUGCCACCGAGGUCAUUAACGUUCUCUGAGGUGGCCACCAGGAGCUUCAGAGCUACCUGGGAGACCGAUGUCUUCGACGUCCUGUCCUACCUGAUCCAGUUCAGACCGGCUGCUGACACCAACGGGGACUUUGUGUCCAUGUCCGUGCCCGGGGACACGCUCACCGCUCUGCUGCCUCACCUCACGCCCGUCACCCUCUACGAGGUCAACGUCUUUGCCCAGUACGCCCAAGGAGACAGCUUCCCUCUGAAUGGAUUUGAGACCACACUAGAUGAACAAGGAACAGUGAGUAACCUGAGGGUGUCCGAGGAAACAACAGACAGUUUCCUGGUGUCGUGGGCGCCGGCACCAGGAGCGGUGGUACGGUACCGUCUGACCUAUGUACCAGUAAGGGGCGACAGCGCGAGACUAGAGACAGUCACUGUCGGCCAAGAGACCACCAUCGUGCUGCCGGAGCUCAAUCCCUUAACGACGUACCGUGUGACGGUGGCUGCAGAGUACCAGUUAGGCACUGGCGGAGAGAUGCAGAUCGAUGGCACCACCAAAGAAGGGCAGGGAUCUCCACGGGACCUGCGGGUCUUCGACGAGACUAUGUCCACCAUGAAGCUGUCGUGGGCGGCGGCACCGGGCCGCGUCCUCCAGUACCGUAUCAAUUUCCAUCCAUCGGCGGGUGGCGAGAGGAAGGAGGUGUCAGUGAAGGGAGAGAACACCAACGUCCUCCUGAAGAACCUGCAGCCUGGCACUGAGUACGACCUGGCCGUCAGCGCACACUACUCCUCUGGCAUAGGAGACCCGCUGAAGGGGAAAGGAACCACACUGGAAGAACUGGGCUCCCCCAGGGACCUUGUCACCAGCGACGUGACGGACACCAGCUUCGCUGCGUCUUGGACGGCUGCCCUUGGGAACGUGAAGAUGUACAGCAUCCGCUGGAAGUCCAUGUACAGUGACGAGUCAGGGGAGAAGAUGGUCCCUGGAGACGUCACCAACACCGUGCUGGAGGGCCUUACCCCUGAGACCCUCUACCAGGUGUCUGUCCUGGCCUCCUAUGGCAGAGGAGAUGGAAGCCCGCUGACUGGACAGGAGACCACUGAUGGUACUACUGUUUAUUACACGUCAUCCUCU